Aureobasidium uvarum is the source of this 954-nucleotide messenger RNA. The record is from the annotation of a GenBank genome assembly. NCBI's taxonomy places the organism in Eukaryota, Fungi, Ascomycota, Dothideomycetes, Dothideales, Saccotheciaceae.
AUGCCGAAAACGAAAAAAGCCCUCACAACCAGAGACGUGCCUCCCGAAUUCCUGGAAGCUGCAUUUCUGGUCGGCCAUGUUCCGCACAUGGCAUUACAAUCUGAUCCACGCGUUUCCUACUCCUUAUACAUCCCACCCUCGCCAUAUAAAGCACUUGCCGCUGCCGAAACCAACAUCACGAAUAAACUACCAAUACUAGUAAACAUCCACGGAACAAGAAGAAACCUCUCCGCCAUCUACGGCGACCUAAAAACUUUUGCAGAUUCUACACCUUGUGCGGUGUUGCAACCUCUAUUUGCAGCUGGCAUCGAAGGACCCAAUGACUUGGACGCGUAUAAGAAACUCAGAUCCAAGAGUUUGUCGUCCGAUGUAGCUUUGCUGUCAAUGCUUGAUGAGGUUGGUUUGCGUUGGCCGCAUGUCAACACCGACGAAAUCUUUCUGAUGGNNGGUUUUUCUGGUGGUGGACAAUUCGCACAGAGGGUUUUGUAUAUUCAUCCUGAGCGAUUGUCUGCGGUUAGUAUAGGAGCUCCUGGAAAAGUGACAAUUCUUGAUGACCAGCAAAAAUGGCCCAGAGGUAUUGGGAAUGUUCAAGAGGUGUUUGACCGAACGAUUGACUUGAAUCUGGUCAAAGCUGUGGACAUUCAUAUGGUGGUCGGCAGCAAAGACACAGGCGCUCAUGGUGGCGAUGAGUUUAAGCAAUGGCAACAGAAGAUGAAGAAUAAAAUCAAAGAUGCUGGGUCUGAUGAGGAAGUUGCUUUGACCAACAAUAUCGAGACUUUGGGAACUGGACAAGGCAGACUAGGCACUUUGCAGGAUCUCCAGAGGACUUGGAAGGAUCGAGGUAUUGAGGCUCGUCUUGAUAUUGUGGAUGGUGUUGCCCACUCAGCCGACGGAGUUCGAAGCUGUGUUUUGGAUUUCUUGCGACCUCUCAUGCAAAGAGCUGAGAAGGCUUGA